Lottia gigantea (owl limpet) is the source of this 1029-nucleotide messenger RNA. RefSeq lists its product as hypothetical. The record is from RefSeq and is a predicted model, not a curated record. The coding region runs from base 1 to 1029 and encodes 342 amino acids. Lineage: Eukaryota; Metazoa; Mollusca; Gastropoda; Lottiidae. The transcript is spliced from 4 exons.
AUGGAAAAAUGUUAUGAUUCUUACGUGUUUUCUGCAAAUUAUACAUCUCGAAAAUUAGUCAAAUAUGUUGACGGUUUAACUUGCUCUCUUGGAAAUCAAUAUAAGGAUCUCGAAUUUGAUCAACAAGAACAAUUACUGAAUGACUUUGUUGUAGGCCAUGAAAUUAGGGCGUUGUACAACGAUCCUUCCAUUGAUGAGGGUGAUGAUCUGAAAGACCGCAUAGCAUCAUUUCCAAGGCUAACAUUUCAAACAGGAGAAAAAAUAAUUGUUGACUGUGAAAAUGAUUUCAAUACUUGGCGAGAUGAACAUUCUGGACCGUUUUCAUGGAAAUCUCUGAGUCAACAAAAUCUGACAUUGGAUGAUUUGGAGCCUAGUAAAAUGACCAAACCAUUAAGUAAGCAGAUUCCCACAGAUAUUCCUCUAUCUUCCAAAGAAUUCCAGUUUGAACCUCAACCAUGGACAACUGAGAUUAUCACUGAUUACAAAAGCAAACUUAAUCAAAUUAGCACACCAACUGAUGGGGUAAACAAAGGUUUUGAAGGAAGCAUUGAGAAUGUUUCACAUGCAUCUCCAGCUUCACCAGCUUCACUAGCUUCACCAGCUUCACAAGCUUCACCAGCAAUUGUGCGUCCACAUCAACUUAAACCUGAACCAGUAGAGAAAGUUUCUAAACCUGUUCCCCCAAAACGUCACAUCAAGAAGUCACCUGUGUCACCCAAUGAUGACAAGCAUGCUGCAGACAGACUUUUGCCUAAGCCAACAGAAGAAGAUUGUGUUUUUAGUAAUCCUACAAUGGCUGUUAACUAUUCCACUUUUGUUGGACAAAAUGUAGAUGAUGAAGAGGAACAUUUUGUUUGCUCUGUUUCUAUGACAACUAGUACUAAUAAAGAUGCUGAAAGCCAUGAUAAAUACUCAAUGGAAGAAUCUCACACUGAUGAUGAUGAUACUAGCAAACAAGAGACUGAAAGUGGUAAUGAUAUUUUAUCAGAGACAGUGAAGAGUGGAUUUGACUUUUUGGAUCAGUGGUAA